GGAGGGUUUGGGGCUGGCUUUGGGGCCGCCAUUUUGUGUCCGCCCCCCACAGCCCUCAGGGGACGCGGGGCGGCCUCCGCCCAGCAGGGGGCGCGAGCGCGCAUGCGCACCCCGCUCCCCCCCCUCCCGCCCCGGGAGGGCCCCGGUAGCGGCGGGAGGAAGUGUUCAACAUCAAUUACAAUGUCUUCCAGCAAACCUCUGAAUGAGAAUGAAAAACCCAAAGGGAGGAAUCCAGGACUGAGGGGUGUGCAGACAACAAUGUUGUUCCGAGCUGUGAACCCCGAGCUUUUCAUCAAACCUAACAAACCUGUGAUGGCAUUCGGGCUCGUAGCAAUUACCCUCUGCAUGGCCUACCUUGGUUACUUGCAUGCGACAGCAGAGAAUAAAAAGGAGCUCUAUGAAGCAGUCGACAGUGAGGGGUCCAGAUACAUGAGGAGGAAAACUUCCAAGUGGGACUGAUGACGUAAGGAAGGAAAGAAGCAAAUCGUUCACAGAACUUUUCGAGGCAACUGCUGUUUUUUCAUCUGCCCACUAAAAUAAUGCUUAAAUAUCUCUGUUGGCAUUUAAUCCAAUUUAGGUGCCAUUAUAAAAUACUGUGCCUGUACAAAUAAAUUGUAAUUAUGAUAUACACACACAUAAAA
Molecule: messenger RNA, 641 nt
Organism: Anas platyrhynchos (mallard)
Lineage: Eukaryota; Metazoa; Chordata; Aves; Anseriformes; Anatidae
Gene: SMIM8
Product: small integral membrane protein 8
Source: RefSeq, a predicted model, not a curated record